Messenger RNA from Mytilinidion resinicola, 1189 nucleotides. RefSeq lists its product as uncharacterized. Bases 16 to 1143 code for a protein of 375 amino acids. Gene Ontology annotation, molecular function: GTP binding. The transcript is spliced from 3 exons. The record is from RefSeq and is a predicted model, not a curated record. Lineage: Eukaryota; Fungi; Ascomycota; Dothideomycetes; Mytilinidiales; Mytilinidiaceae.
AUUGUUAUCGCUGUAAUGGGAAUGACUGGAGUUGGUAAAAGCACAUUUAUCAAAACAGUGACACAAAGAACCGACAUCGUGAUUGGCCAUACAUUGAACAGCCAAACUAGCGAAGUGCAGGAAUACGAAUUCUGGGACGCAGGCGUCAAGUACGUUCUCGUCGACACUCCAGGCUUCGACGACACGCACCAAUCCGAUCAAGUCAUCACAACCAAGAUUCUACAAUGGCUCGCAUCUUCAUACAGGAAACGCGCUCUGCUAAAUGGAGUCGUGUACCUCCACCGGCUAUCUGACCCGCGUAUGGGUGGCAAAGCGCUCUCAAAUUUAUUCAUGUUCAGACGACUAUGCGGCCCUCAAGCUUUGAAAAGCGUUAUACUAGCCACGACCUUUUGGGAAUCCCUCUCUCCGUCCGAGCUGGGAAGCCGGGAAGAAGAACUAGUUGACCCCAAAAAGGACUUCUGGUCUAAAAUGGUGGCUAAAGGGUCUCAGGUGAAGAGGCUAGGUCUGGAUAGAGAAUCUGGUCUGGGAAUGAUUAGAGAGAUUGCGAAAAACCACAAAGUCACUUUCCAAGUGCAAGAUGAUAUCGUCAACCAUGGCGUGGAUAUCCAAGACGCAGCGCGCGAAGCGAUGAGUGCCUCUCAAAAGGGCUUCGACGAAGCUGCAGAACGUCUAUUGGAAGACAUCAGGCAGGCUGGGAAGGCCAAUAAACCUCCGCGAUGGGAGCGCCCUCGACUUGAUUCUCUGGCGAUGGAGAUGUUGGAGGAGGAGAAGCGAUGGGAUGAGCAAAUACAGGAACAACGAAAGGCAGAACUGGAUGAUCUAGCGAAAGUAGUGGAACAGCAAAGGGAAAGCAUUAGGCGUCGCAGAGAGCAAAAUUCUAAAGGCUAUGGCAUAAGGGAGAAUAUCGAAAGAAGCAAUCAUAAAGUCCAGAAAAAUGGAGAUUGUAAGGAACAUAAGGUACCGAAGGGAACAAGACCGAGGUGUUCGAGUUGUAGGAUUAAGAUCGGUCGCAAGGGAUUUUAUCAUUGUUGUCUGUGUGAACAGCGAUGUUUCUUACAAUGCGUUGAGUGUGGAAGCCAAUGUCCAAACACAAGUCAUCCGGAAAUGCGUUUGGUUAAAUCUACCUUUUUCUGGUUUAUAUAGCACUUAUGGAUGUAUGUAUGUCAAAAGCGCACAACUCAUCAAUCAC